UUUGGGCCAAUAGUCACAAAACAGUGAAUGCAGUGACCUCUAAACUUCUAGAAAAAGCAAACUCUUGAGUAAUUUAAAAUUUUCGUCUGUUCAACUCGCUUCGUCACAGUUGAAUCAAAGUUCACAAUUGCCAAUUACAAAGCAAAGUUGUUCGUGGAGUUUAAAGCAGUAAGCACUAUCGAUUGUUCGGUGUUCCGUCGAUCAGUGAAUCGAUCGAUCGGCGAUUAGCGAAAAAGUCUACGAACCAAUCGUUGUACUUGCUCUCAUCGUAAAAAUAUAUUUUUUUUACAAAAAUAUUUAUCAGACUACAAAAAUGACUUAAGCCGAGGAGGAUUGCACUUUUAAAAAAAACACUGAUCACGAUUAUUACGUCGUUACAUUGUGUGCGUUCAAUUUAUCCUUUUGACGGUGGCGUGACAACGAUAUUAACAAAAAGUUCAAAGAAGCCCUGGAAAAUCUCAUUUUACAAUUUGUCAACGCGAAAUCAACAAUUGGAAACGGAUUAGCGCAGAAAAAAAGUGAUUUCAGAGCGUCCAUGUGCAAGAAUCAGGAAAUGAGGGGAAGGUUAGUCGUGCGAUUUUCGGGACUAUGGCUAUUGGCGAUAGUUCUGUCGUGCUCACCGUUUAAUUAUUUAGUCGAGGCUGAACCCGAGCCCGUUCCCCCGAGUCUCAUCUACAGCGAUAGUUACGUCGACGAUGCUGAAAGCUUCCUAUUGCUCCAAAGGCUGAGACAAAUAGCAGGCCGUAAACACGAAGUGCUCGAACAAGCCCGGGAACUUGAGAACGAAAAAAUGGUGAUUCAGGGUAUGCUCGACGAGCAAGAGGAGGCGCGGAGAAAUCAACGCAUGCAUCAGUCCGUGCAGAAUGAUUACUCCGGCGAAGACAUCGAAAUGUUGCCCAUACCGAGCGCGAUUGUUCAUCAUGGACCCGUGCAUUCAGGAAAACGAACCAGUUACAUGACGCUGUGUCAUUUCAAAAUUUGCAACAUGGGUCGAAAGCGUCAAUUGUGAGUGUUGCAAGUAUCCGAUCGAGAGAAUCUGCGCCUCGCGAGUCAUUGAUACAACCCCGUUCAAUUGCCCCAUUCGCUACACUCAAUUUCCUUUAGAACUUCAAAUGCGCAUGCAAACAAGAAUAACGAGAGAAACGACAGAUGAGGAAAAGAGCGUCAAAACUGUGCACAAAAACCGACGAUUGAUGGGAAAAAAGAUCUUGGCGAAACACGAAGAAGGUACAAAAUAAAUGAAUAAAUGCGAGCGAGCGAAAAAUGAGAAUCUUCUUUCCUUACCAAGCGCACGAAGCGUGUGUUCGAUUAUUUGUUGAAUUUCGACGAAGGGUCACGCAGAUCAAUUUUUCUUUACUGAAAUUGCUCGAUGAAUAAUAAAAUCAUCCUCGUAUUCCCAAGCAAAUUAUGCCCAAUGAAAGAACAAUGACGGGGAUUUGACGUACAUGACCGUUGGGAAUUGAAAAUGGGCAAUGAAAGAGGAAGAAAGUAGAAAACAACGAAAAACCAUAUACACACGCAGUCGAUUCGGAAGGACUACCGGGAAUUGACUCUCCGAUCACGAUCAACGCUGGCCAUGUUGUCCACAUUAAAAAUUCAUCGCGGAAGUCAGCCGAAAGAGAAAGGUUGGCGUCAAUGGACAAAUGUUCAUGAAGAACGUUCGAAAUGUGGGCGGCCGAUACUUUGUGCACAAUGGCAAUUUCGAUCUCUCGAUAUUCAAGUACGUAACGUGAUGAAAAUAAAAUUCAAUUUGUCGCACAAAAAAAAUCAUAAAGCAUAUGAGAUUUAUUAUGAACGAAAAACUUGACAUUCAAUUCAAAAAUGCAAUCACGUCGAUAGAACACAAAAUUAGUACGCAUGCGAACACAUAGACACGCGCGCACACACACACACACACACACACACACGCACACUCAUGGGCGCGCACGAGCACGCAGCACAAUCUUUAGUAUUUAACAGUCUAAUGCGGAGGCUUUGCAUUCGAAGGAAUUAGUAUGAGCUUCAUGAGUCUUUCAUGUAAUUCACUUUCAUAGAGUUUAUUAUAUCUGAUAAUUUUUAUUCUAUAGCGAUGACGAAAUGCCAAAGUUGUUUGACAAGUAUUUCUAAAGAUUUUCUACCUCUCCAUCUCUUUACAUUGUCCGUAUGUGUUUGCUCACAUCGCUCUAAUGUCAGUCAAAUCAUAAAUUAUUUAGUCAAGUUUUUUAUCCCACGGUUUUCGCACGUGAUUAUAGUUAACUCGAAUUUCGUGAAUACGCUUUCGCCGGAACGGGUUCGUAUUUUUGUAAUUACAUUAACUUUCCGAUUGGCUGGUUCCAUCCGAAAUGUAAAAUAUAUUCAAGAGGAAAGCCCUUCGUCCCUUCGUCGGAACACGUAAUAAAAAAUCACUUGACAUUAAGCUUUUCCAUCAACAACCCUCAACCUCCGGCACAUCGAUUCAACGUGCUUUGUUUCAAUGUUUUCAAUGUUUUCUUCACCCCGAUUGUACCUGCGAACCAAUUUUUUUCACAUACAUUUCUGUAUGAAGCCUUCACGAGCGUUUUGUCAAUACGAAUAAAAAGGAGGAUUUUAUCCAUAUCAAGAAAUCUUCACAAUUGUCACAACGAUUUUCUUAACCCGUAGACACGACACUGGUGCAAAUUUGCACCCACGAAAAUUUCAAGUCUCUAGAACUUCAAAAUGCCUUUUCUUUAAUUUGGCCAUUUUUCUACAAUAAAACUCGAUUUUUCAAUUUUUUUAAUCACCGUAAUCGAUUACUAAGGAAUUGUUACCCCUAAAAAGUCUCGUUGUAAGAUUAAUUCCAUACAUUUGAAAUAAAGACGAUUUGAAAAGUCCAAGUGCACAUUUGCACCAGUCUGGUGAGUGUGUGACCUCAAAGGGAGUGUCGUGUCUACGGGUUAAUCACAGAUCCACACACGAAAAGAAUAUUACACGCAAAAACACUGCGGUGGAGAAGACGUGAAAUUACUGGAUGAUUUACCAUUUUUAUGGAAAAUCAUUUUUUUUUACUUUUAUUGUAAAAUUGUAAUCUGUUAUUACAAAUAACAGUAAAUAAUUGUGAAAUGAUGACGAAAGAAAAUAAUAUUAUAUCAAUGUACACAUUACACGGGUUUAAUGCGAAUUCACAAUAACAACACUGAAGUUAUCAACAGUACAAUAUUCUUGGCGUGUGUUGGGCGAUGGAAUUUGAAAGUAAAUCGGGCUCUGAUUCUCUUUAAUCGAAUUAUUUAUACUCGUCGAUGCACCCGUAGAAACUCAAAAAGAAUGGACUUUUGCCUACAGAAAAAGUGCAUGUUGCCGAAGCAUGUAAGUAGCUUGAAAAAACAGUUUUCAUUAAAUUUCAACUCUGCAACUGUUUUUGACUCUGCUUAGUUCUUAAAUUGGAGUUAAAUAUGCCCGGAAAAUAAUUGAUGGGCUGAUAAAAGUUUCAAAGGCACUAUUAGAAGAAUAGUCAACCCCUGAAGCAGAGUCUCUAAAACGUAGGAGAGAUAAGACCCCGAAAAUUCCGUUAGAAAACGAAUAGCCAAAGCAACUUGCGUUCAAGGACUGUAGAGGGCGAGCCUCAUCCAGGAAACAAUGAAAAUUCUAUUUUUAUUACACGAAUAUAUGUAAAAUAAGGGAUUCACUAAAAAUCUAUCGGAAUAUCCGCAAUAAAAAAGUUCUCCGAUCGGUGAAGAAAUAUUCGCGUUUAAUCUGCGAACAACUUUUUUGUUGGUGGUAUAUCACUUUUAUGGGAUGUUGAUUUACGGGCGUUGAAAAACUUUGGAAGCAAAGUCUUCGUUUGCUACUUUUCAUGAUCGACAUAAACGUUACAAAAUGAAGCAUAAAAAAAGGUGGCAAAGAGUUGCAUCGACGUGCAGUGACCGUUUAACGUCAAUUUAUUUCGGCUUAAGAAUCUACUCGUCAGUUGAGUUCACAGAUAUGUAAUAAAUAUGUAUAAAUAAAUGAUUUCGUUGAAAGGCCACACGUAAAUAUUGCAUCGUGAAAAAAAAAAGUGUGAUAAAUGCGCAGUGUCUCCAAGCAGGCUCUGAUGACAAAAAUACUUACCAAAAGCGCGACAAUUGUGCGUAUCAUAUUUAUUCUCGUAGAUAUUACUGAUGUGUGUAGCAAGGGUGCAGGGUUUAUUGGUGUCCCGAUGAUUAAUUCGUAAAAAUAUAAAUGUGAAAAAAAAAAAAAAACAAAAAAAAGAACGAGCGAGGUUGCAAAAUCAUCGAUUACGGACGAAUGUUACAUUCAACGUAGUUAUGUCUAUAGUAUGAAAAAGUGCAAAAAAAUCGCGCACAAAUUUAUGGUUAUGGAAGUCAAAAAUUAAUUGGUGUAUCGCGUUAUGUUACUUUCAUAAAAUCAUGUUUCAUUCUAAGCUAAAUUUCAUUUUGAAUAAUCAUAUUUUAUUGUUAUUAUGAACCAGGUGUCUCUGAUUUUGAGAAUACAAAAAAAAGCAAUAAACGUAUAUUAUCUGGAAAAGCAGCAAAAAUAUCUGUGACGAAGAUACACCUGACUUAUUUAUAUCAACUCUUGUGUCUUUUGUACACUGUGCAGAAAAGUCGUGUGUAGAUACUUUACUUAGAAAUGCUAAAAACAUCAAUUUUGAUCGAUAUUUGAGAAUGGAAGUCGUGAGUAUAUAGAAAAAAAACAGUGUUAGAUUGUGUACGAGAGGGUGUGAAAAUGGAGUGAGAAACAGAAUGGACAAAAAUAAAUCUGAACAAUUAUUAGCAAGAUAAA
Messenger RNA from Venturia canescens, 4719 nucleotides. It is a transcript of the gene CNMa, whose product is annotated as CNMamide. The transcript has 4 exons. The record is from RefSeq and is a predicted model, not a curated record. Lineage: Eukaryota; Metazoa; Arthropoda; Insecta; Hymenoptera; Ichneumonidae. The coding region runs from base 536 to 1009 and encodes 157 amino acids.